AUGGCUGAGCCUCUCAGUGAAGAUGCGGAGAGGAGGAUCAUCGAGGAUGAAGGGAUGUCGGUGGACAGUCUUUGGAAGAAUCGUCCAACACGAACGGAAGAUGUCAAGGUGGCGAGAAUAACAGAGACAACUGAAUCCGAAAAAAGGAAGACCGAGGAACGCAAAUCAGGAGCACAGAAGUACAUUCGCUGGAUGACCAUAUACGACGCUCGGCAUGGAUCCCAGCGCUCUAUAGAAAUUGAGGUUGAUGAGGGUUCUGUCGCCAAUUUCCUCACCCGCGGAAUGGCGCUCGACUACGGGUGCGAGGUUCAGUCUCUCAAAUCCGAGCCUUUCCAGGGCCAGACCAUCAAUACAGAUUUCCAAUGUUGGGAAUAUGUCGAGUUGACCCUUGUUGGCAAAGAGCACAAACCUGUCGUGGCGAAAUUUUAUGUCCUCCCGUCCAAUAAGCCACCCAAUGACCCUCGGAUCACCAAGCCCCUGGUCGGGCGUCAUCUCAAGCAGGAAGCCAAACACCUGCUGCUAACCAAAAACCCGGAUGAGCCAGUCCGGCCAAUCAAGAUGGGACAAGAGAGUGCGUAUAUGAAAGAGCAAAGCAAGCAGGAAGCAGCAAAGGUUCAGAAGUAUCAAGCCAAUGCCGCUCGGAGCAGGGAUGCGGCUUGGAAAAAACAAGACGGCGAAGACCAGAACCAACCCAAUAGGGGUAGCUCAUCGGGUACACAAAAUGAGCAAGGCAAGUAG
Molecule: messenger RNA, 738 nt
Organism: Diaporthe citri
Lineage: Eukaryota; Fungi; Ascomycota; Sordariomycetes; Diaporthales; Diaporthaceae
Exons: 4
Coding region: 1-738 (245 amino acids)
Source: RefSeq, a predicted model, not a curated record